AUGGCGUCCUCUAGGACAGAAGAAAGUGCAUUCAAAAUGGACAUCCACAUCACAAGAUUCGAGGAUUCCUCGCCAGUGUUCUUUAAAGUUGAUGGUGAAAGGUUUAAGGAGACUCAGACUCUGAAACUACAAGUGGACACGUCGUAUAAACUUUCAUUUGAGUUUCGUCCAUCGAAGGAAGUGAGUGAAAUUUCUAUUGGUGGAGGAAAUGUUAAGCAUGAACUCAAGAGAAGUGAUGAAAGAUCUUCGGUGUAUGAAUGCUCAUGGUCUACAAAUGGGAUGAGUACAUCCAAAAAUAAAGACAGA
Pocillopora meandrina is the source of this 306-nucleotide messenger RNA. The record is from the annotation of a GenBank genome assembly. Lineage: Eukaryota; Metazoa; Cnidaria; Anthozoa; Scleractinia; Pocilloporidae.